UCCGGGCGGCGGCGGUCGGGGGCGCGAUCCAGGCGCCUUCGGCAGGGGGUGGGGGGGCGCGCCUCGCUGGGCUGCGGAGGCUGCGGGGCCACAGCUCCAGAUGCGGACGCCAUGGAGCUGAGCUGCACUGAAGUACCUCUUUACGGGCAGAUGACAGUCUAUGCGAAGUUUGGCAAAAACGUUUAUCUUCCUAAAGAUGCCGAGUUCUACUUUAUUUAUAACGGAUCUCAUCAGAGACACAUCGUGAUUGCAGAGCCCACGGAGGAUAAUGUUCUCCAAUCCAGCAUUCCAGGCCACGGGCUUCAGGAGACGGUGACGGUGUCUGUGUGCCUCUGCUCGGAAGGUUACUCCCCGGUGACCGUGGGCUCUGGCUCGGUGACCUACGUGGACAACAUGGCCUGCAGGCUGGCCCGUUUGCUGGUCACCCAGGCCCAUCGCCUCACAGCUGCUAGCCAUCAGACCCUGCUGACCCCGUUUGCCCUGACGGUGGGAGCAUUGCCUGCCCUGGACGAGGAGCUCGUGUUGGCUCUGACCCAUCUGGAGUUGCCUCUUGGGUGGACUGUCUUGGGCAAUUCUUCACUUGAAGUUUUUCUACACAGAGAGUCUCUCCUACAUCUGGCUGUGAGAUGGGGUCUGGCUAAGCUUUCCCAGUUCCUCUUGUGUCUCCCCGGGGGAGUCCAGGCCUUGGCUUUACCCAAUGAAGAGGGUGCCACGCCGUUAGACUUAGCUUUACGUGGCGGACACUCGAAGCUGGUUGAAGACAUCACAAAUUUCCAGGGCAGACGUUCCCCGGGCUUCUCCCGCGUGCAGCUCAGCGAAGACGCUGCCCUGCGGUACGUUCACUCAUCAGAGACCCUGACCCUGACGCUUCACCACACAGCCGAGCACUUGCUGGAGGCAGACAUUAAACUCUUCAGGAAAUAUUUUUGGGAUAGAGCCUUUCUCAUGAAGGCUCUUGAAGAGCAAGAAGCCAGGCCAGAGGAAAGAUUGGAUAUGCCCUCCAGUGCUGCAGAAACUGAAGAAGAGGUUGAGGAUUUGGUGUCCGGCAGAUCAUCACCUGAGGAGGAGGAUGUAAAGUGUGCGAAAAGCGUGGUGGUUCAGCUGAGGGAACAUGAAGACCAGGACAGUCUAGAUUUGGAUCGCUCCUUUGAUGUCAUUAAGUCCAGGCACCCCGCGCCCUUCCUUGCUGCAGGCCGGCUGUCCGACAUGCUGAACGGGGGCCAUGAAGUCUACGCCAACUGUAUGGUGACAGAUCAGGUUGGUGAUUUGGCUAUUAACUACAUUAAUAUAGAAGGAAUCACUACAAAUACCCACCCUGAACCCGUGGGUUCUGCUCUGGGGCCUCAGAGCGGCAAGCACAUCCUUCCUACUGGAGCCGGCGCUGGCAUGUACCCGCUCAGUGAGAGCAAGGAGGUGACAUGGAGUCCUGAAGCCCGACAGUCCUUCAGGUCACCAGCUAGUUCAUAUGCUUCCAAUUUGAAUCUUUCUUUUGGUCUUCAUGAAUUUGAAAAGGAACAAAGUUGUCUAAAGAAAAGAAGUUCUAGCCUCGAUGCCCUGGAUGCAGACAGUGAAGGGGAAGGGCUGUCUGAGCAGUCCCAUCUCUGUUACGCUCCAGUGUCUCCGAGUUCCUCGAGAACUGGGAUUCCUAGUGGGGAUGAACUGGACUCUUUUGAGACCACCGCUGAACCAGAUUUUAAUAUCUCCAGGACUGAGUCACUUUCUUUGUCAAGUAACCUGCAGUCAAAGGAAUCGUUGCUUUCUGGAAUCCGCUCACGUUCUUAUUCCUGCUCUUCACCCAAAAUUUCUUUAGGAAAAACUCAGUUGGUGCGUGAUUUUACUGUGUGUAAUUCAAGUGAAGAGCAAAGAGCUUACAGCUUACCGGAGCCACCAAGAGAAAAAAGAACUCAGGAAGAAGAAUGGGAUAAGUACAUCAUACCUGCCAAAUCGGAGUCUGAAAAAUACAAAGUGAGCCGAACUUUCAGCUUCCUCAUGAACAGGAUGACUAAUCCUCGGAAUAAAUCUAAGACAAAAAGCAAGGAUGCCAAAGACAAAGAGAAACUGAGUCGACAUCACUUUGUCCCUGGAACAUUCUCUGGGGUUCUGCAGUGUUCGGUGUGUGAUAAAACGCUCCUGGGGAAGGAGUCAUUCCAGUGUUCCAACUGUAAUGUGAAUGUACAUAAGGGAUGUAAAGACGCUGCGCCUCCGUGUACCAAGAAAUACCAAGAGAAAUACAACAAGAACAAACCGCAGACCAUCCUUGGAAAUUCUUCAUUUAGAGACGUCCCACUGCCUGCUCCCUCCUUGCACCCCUCUUCCUCCAUGCCCGUUGGAUUGCCGCCCGGGAGGAGAGAAGCUGCAGGGCAGGGCCCUCCGCUGUCCAGGAGCGUUCCGAGCACCACCUUGGAAAGCUUCAGGAGGUCCGGGACGUCGCUGGAGUCAGAGAGUGACGGCAACACCUGGAGAAGCAGGUCUCACUCUGAUGAGCUGUCACAGUCCAUGGGCUCUUCUCCCUCCUCGGAGUCUUUCCUAAUGGAAGACGUCGUGGAUUCGUCUCUGUGGAGUGACCUCAGCAGUGAUGCCCAGGAGUUCGAGGCAGAAUCCUGGAGUCUUGUGGUGGACCCCUUGUUCUGUAGCAGGCAGGAGAAGGAUGUCAUCAAAAGACAGGAUGUCAUUUUUGAGCUGAUGCAGACGGAAAUGCAUCACAUCCAGACCCUGUUCAUCAUGUCGGAGAUCUUCAGGAAAGGGAUGAAGGAGGAGCUGCAGCUUGACCACAGCACUGUGGAUAAGAUCUUCCCCUGUCUGGACGAGUUGCUGGAAAUCCACAGGCAUUUCUUCUACAGUAUGAAGGAGCGAAGGCAGGAAUCCUGUGAUGGCGAUGACAGGAAUUUCAUCAUCAACCGAAUUGGAGACAUUCUAGUACAACAGUUUUCAGAAGAAAAUGCAGAUAAAAUGAAGAAAAUAUAUGGAGAAUUCUGUAGCCAUCACAAAGAAGCUGUUAGACUCUUUAAAGAACUCCAGCAGAAUAAGAAGUUUCAGAAUUUUAUUAAGCUCCGAAAUAGUAAUCUUUUGGCUCGGCGCCGAGGAAUUCCAGAAUGCAUUCUCCUGGUCACUCAGCGCAUUACAAAAUACCCUGUCUUGGUGGAAAGGAUAUUGCAGUACACAAAGGAAAGAACUGAAGAACAUCAAGACUUAUGCAAAGCCCUUUGCUUAAUUAAAGACAUGAUUGCAGCAGUGGAUUUAAAAGUCAGCGAAUAUGAGAAAAACCAAAAAUGGCUUGAGAUCCUAAGUAAGAUCGAAAACAAAACGUACACAAAGCUCAAGAACGGUCAUGUGUUUCGGAAGCAGGCGCUACUGAGCGAGGAAAGGACGCUGCUCCACGACGGCCUCGUGUACUGGAAAACAGCCACCGGCCGCUUCAAAGAUAUCCUAGCUCUACUUCUAACUGAUGUGCUGCUGUUUUUACAAGAAAAAGACCAGAAAUACAUCUUUGCAUCUGUUGAUCAGAAGCCAUCGGUUAUUUCCCUUCAGAAACUUAUCGCUAGAGAAGUUGCGAAUGAGGAGAGAGGAAUGUUUCUGAUCAGUGCUUCAUCUGCUGGUCCUGAAAUGUAUGAAAUUCAUACCAAUUCCAAGGAGGAACGAAAUAACUGGAUGAGACGGAUCCAACAGGCAGUAGAAAGUUGCCCAGAGGAGGAAGGAGGAAGGACAAGCGACUCUGAUGAAGAGAAACGGAAAGCUGAAGCACGCGUGGCCAGGAUUCAGCACUGCCAAGAAAUACUCAGUAACCAAGACCAGCAAAUUUGCAUGUAUUUGGAGGAAAAGCUGAGUAUCUAUGCUGAACUUGGACAGCUGAGUGGAUUUGAGGACGUCCAUCUGGAGCCCCACCUCCUCAUUAAACCCGACCCCGGGGAGCCACCCCAGGCGGCCUCGUUACUGGCAGCAGCCCUGAAAGAAGCUGAGAGCCUACAGGUUGCAGUGAAGGCCUCACAGAUGGGCGAUGCAUGUCUGUCAUCCGAGGAGGGUUGUGGAGAAUCUGCCUUGACGGAUACGCUCAGUUCUCAGGAUGUGCCAGGACUGCCUACUGCUUCACUAGACGCAGAAGGGGCAGGAGGAAGAAACUGUUGGGACGUGGAUCCCGGGAUCCAGGGUGUGGGCACCGACGUGGCCGUCUCUGAUGCAGGGGAGAAGGUGGAAUAUAGAAACUUCCCAGGUUCUUCACACUCAGAGAUUAUACAAGCGAUACAGAAUUUAACCCGUCUUUUAUAUAGCCUUCAGGCCGCCCUGACCAUCCAGGACAGUCACAUUGAGAUCCACAAGCUGGUUCUCCAGCAGCAGGAGAGCCUGUCCCCCAGCCCCUCUUUCCAAGGCAGCCCCUUGCAGGACCAGGAGAAGCACCGCAGCUUGGAGAAGCCGCGUGAGGAGCUGGCCGACGUCCCCCAGCUCCAGCAUCAGCUGCAGCAGGACCAGCGGCGCUGGCAUCGCACGUGCGACCAGCAGCAGAGGGAGCAGGAGGCCAAGGCGUGCCGGCUGCAGGAGCGCGAGAGGGAGUGCCGGUCGCGGGAGGAGCUGCUGCUGCGGGGCCGCGGGGAGCUGGACCGGCAGCUCCGGGAGUACCGGCAGAGCCUGGAGCGGCUGCGGGCCGGCCAGCGCCUGGUGCAGCGGGAGCGGGAGCGGCUGCGGGCGCAGCGGAGCCUCCCCGCGGCGCUCGCUCCGGGGAGCGCGGAGGUAAUGGAAUUCAAUCAAUCUGAGAGCUUAUGUCAUGAAAAUUCAUUCUUCAUCAAUGAAACUUUAGUACAAAUGUCACUUAACACUUUCAACAAACCGACUCCAUCAGAUAUCCAUUGGGAUGCCACCUACCCCCCAAAUAUAUCUAACUCAGAUUCGGUAAGGACUAGAGAGAACCAAGUAGACCUCAAGACGGCCAUUUCUCAGUCCUCGGAUGUCAACCACGAACUGUGGAUAGCCGCUGUGUCCUCUCAUCAGAUGCCACCUCUCCACCAAAGCAGCAAGGAUUCUUGUAAAAAUGAUGUGGACAUCUCCCAGCUGGAGUCCCCACCCCCCCACGACUCAGAUCCACACAGCCCCCAGCUGCAGACGUUUAUAGCAGAAGCAAAGCUGAGUCUACAGACAGCAACCAGACACGACGGGGAAACUGGGGACAGAGCCGAAGAAAAUAUUGUUUACCUCUAAUUGUGGUGUUGUUAUUUUUCCAAACAAAACAAAACACUGGCAUUUUGGGGAGAAAUUUUUUUCCUUUCCUGAUGUGUGUGUGACUGUGUCCAAACUGCUUUAAGAGUAAUAUUUAAUAUUCUUGCGUGAAAUGAACUUCAUGCAAGUUCAUUUUGGGGGCGUGAGUCUGAUAGUUAAAUUAUUGAAAGCAGCUCUGUUUGUAUAAUCGUUAACUUAUCACACCUAGUUUCUGAUUUCUGGAGGAGAAAUUAACUUGAAUAAGCAGAAAUAUUUUGAAAUUUGGUAUGACUCUAGAGUAAAAUUCCAUCUUGUGUUUUCUAUGAAUCACCUGGUUUUUGAAAUGCCUUUUAAGAUCUAGAUGAAGCAAUUUGGAUGCAAAGAGUGAUGUUGAUGAUGGGCAAACUCUUGCAAUCACAGUAGCUGAUUACAGAAAGUGGCCUCAGUGCCCCAAAAGGUGAGGACGCCAGAAAGGCCUUUUCUUGGCUAGUUUUUUAAUGUGCUAAUUUCUCUUUCGGACAUUAAAGAGGUCGCUGCCAGUGGUGAUCUGUCACAGUCACCAUGCAGCCAACAGGGCCUAUCUGGACACCUGUUCUGACUGGGUGGCCACUCUGCUGUGGACACAGCCUGGACUCUUAGACCCGGGCCACCUGCUUUGUAGAUGCAAUUCUUGGUCCUAAUGCUGGUUGGCUUUCAAGCCCCAGUUCAGCAUCAUUCCACACGGCCCAGAGGCAGAGCCCCACCAGUCAAUCUUGAUGUAAACAGUGACGCUCGGUGAUGCCCUCGCUUCUCUCAGCUGGCCCCUUCUCUGCUGGCCCUG
Molecule: messenger RNA, 6004 nt
Organism: Diceros bicornis minor
Lineage: Eukaryota; Metazoa; Chordata; Mammalia; Perissodactyla; Rhinocerotidae
Gene: ARHGEF28
Product: Rho guanine nucleotide exchange factor 28
Exons: 36
Coding region: 112-5187 (1691 amino acids)
Biological process (GO): cell morphogenesis; regulation of Rho protein signal transduction
Molecular function (GO): guanyl-nucleotide exchange factor activity
Source: RefSeq, a predicted model, not a curated record